Molecule: messenger RNA, 4407 nt
Organism: Stegastes partitus (bicolor damselfish)
Lineage: Eukaryota; Metazoa; Chordata; Actinopteri; Pomacentridae
Gene: ncapd3
Product: non-SMC condensin II complex, subunit D3
Exons: 35
Coding region: 28-4230 (1400 amino acids)
Biological process (GO): mitotic chromosome condensation; meiotic chromosome condensation
Cellular component (GO): condensin complex; condensed chromosome, centromeric region
Molecular function (GO): histone binding
Source: RefSeq, a predicted model, not a curated record
GUUUCUGGCGGGCUGAUUCAAAACAAGAUGGACUUGAUAUCUGCGCUGCAGUUUCUUAAGUUAAAUGACAUUUCAGAAGAGUGGGUAGAGGCAGUGUGGGACCUAGAGUUCACAGAAGGGAAACCACUUGAUAACGCCAUAGAGGAAGAACUCGCCGCCAGUGGAGACAAAGCCUUCAGAUCUCUGUACCAGUGUAUACUGGCCCAUGCUGCUGACCAGCAACAGUCUACAGGCAGCAAUGGAGCUUCACAGAGUAUCUGGGCAAUUCUGGGGGAGAACGGGGUAUCGAUCAGGUCUCUGGUGGCUGUGCUAUCCGUCUUUGUCCAGGCCGGAAAAGCCAAAGCGGCCAACGUCCAGCAGAGGGUGAACGGCCUGUACGCUGCCUCACUCUACCUGCUACUGCUGGGAGCCCCAGGAAGCAUCGCCAACAAGGUUUUCCAUGAAAUUUUGUUGGACACAUGUUCAGACUUAACCUCUCACUGCUGGCCUCAAGACUCUGGAAAGAAGCGCAAGAAAGACAGCCUGAAAAGUUCUCAGACAGAGGGCAAACGCUCUAAACCGCAGCGGAAAGAAACUCCAGAGAUGGAAAUCGAUGAUGGGGAAGACGAAGACGAGGAAGAGGAGCUUCAUUUCUCUAACCAGGACCUGAUGAAGAUUAGAGAUGCUGUGACUUUCCUGGUCCAAAGCCUCCUCAGACUCCUGCAAACAUUUCCACUUAAAGAUCGACCACAGAGCGCCAGUAAUUUCACUCAGAUCUUUAGUAAGCUGCUUUACUUUGAACCCAUCGUUGGCGAGCCAAGUUUUGCUGCCGUACAAGAUGUCACCAAGCUGAGGAGUGUUCCUGAGAUGGCUUUCUAUGGCCUACAGCUGCUUUGCUCACCAAAACAUGGAGACCAGAGAGAAUCUCUACGAAGGGUUUUCCACCGGCUUCUCUACGUGAUCCUGAUGAUGAAUAAAGGCAACAGAGGGAAGCCCUCCCUCCUUGCACCCAACCAGGCUAUCCUUGCUACACGUCACCAGACCAUCCAAUUUGUUUGUCAUCUUGUGGGUGAGCUGAAGGAGCUGGCACUGCCUUUCCUGCAAAUCCUCCUGCAGCACAUCUGCUUCCAGAUGGUGGAAAAGAACGAGUUUCGAGGCCAUGGCGCCCAGGCUGUGGGUAUGCUGACGUCUCAGAUGGCAAAUUCAGACUACGCCCGCUUCAUCAAGUGGCUGUUUACAUUCUCCAGACAGUCAAAGAUGGUCCACCGACUGUUCUCCAUUGAUGUGGUGAUGGUUUUACUGGAGCAGCAAGAGAGGACAGAGGAAUGUCAAGAUCCAGAGCUUUCCUGCUUCCUGCCACACAAGUUCCUGAUCCAGAACCUGCUGUUUGCUCGGCGGAUGGAUGAAUCACCCACCGUCCAAGGCCAUGCCCUCACCUGCCUGGCCCAGUGUCUGGAGUUGCCCUCACUCAACAUCACACAGGCUGUUCACAACCUCUUCUCUGCCACUGGAUCCCACACUGUCUUGGAUGGUGAUAUCCCAGAAGGAACUCUGGGUUCUCAGCACACUCAGAAAACGUACCGCACACUGCCGUUUAGGACCGUAGAGAUCAGCAGCGCUGACAGCUCCAUCUGUGACGCAAAGGAGAACCUGGCUCUUCUUCUGCGACGUGUAAAAGACUCAAAGACUAACGUGAGGAAAUCAGCACUACAGGCUUUGGUGGGUCUCCUGAAACACAGUGUAAUCGCCAUGAAUGAGGAGAACCUAAAAACUCUGUCGGAGCGCUCCAGAGACCCGGCUGUGUCUGUGAAGAAGAAGGCCUUGCAGUGUGUGGGGGAGCUGCUCGCUGCUAAACCAGAGUGCAGAGAGGUGCAGAAGGCGUGGCUGCAAGGUGUGGUGCCAGCUGUGGUGGACUCUGAGAACUCUGUGCAAGACAAGGCCCUGGAGGCUCUGGACCAGGUGCUGCUCAGUCAGAUCAAACAGUACUCUGCCAGAGACCACUUGGGUGUUGGUCAGAGGCUGACCUGGGACCUGUUGGACCUGCUGUGUAGCGAGUGCCGGAACCUGAGCCCCUAUUUCAGUAGGGCCUUCACCAUCUGGUCCAAACAGAACAAGUUCACGUCAACAUUCAUCACCAACCUGAUAUCACACACUGAGGCUGAUCACGCUGCUGGGGCGUGGCUGCUGCUCUCCAAGGUUGUCAUUUCAUCCCACAGACUGCCCUAUGCCAAAAUCCUGGAUGCCUGGGACACUAUGGUCAGCUCGAAGGAUGUGAAUGUGACGACCUGCUGUCACAUCCUGUGUGUGAUAGGAGACAUUGCUGCACAUUUGAAUGAGGAUACCAAAGAGAGGAUAGUUACUGAUCUCAUGUCGUGGCUGAAAACCUUCGCUUUGUCUCUGGAGGUGAUCAGUGCUGCUGUGGAGACUCUUUAUCAACUUGGCAAACACGAAGACCUCAAACAGACUCAGGCUUUUCUGAACCAGCACUUUGGUAAUCUGGUGUCAGUCUGCGAAGCUCAUUUAACGAACAUCAUCCUGAAGGAAAAUGGAACCCAGAACCUCAAUGAAGAGAUGAUGGUUAAGUACCUCCACACUCUGGGUGUGGCGUCACUCCACUGUCCUGCUAAGGUCACAAAGAGGACGGUGCUGCUGGUGGAAUCUGUCCUUACAACACAGCCUGACACAGUGGCAGAGUGCCAGGAAGAGCUGCCAGCCUCACUGCCUCUGUCCCAGUUCAAAGCAAACUCUCUGCCCACCAAAGUCAGAGCCCACGGAGUCAUCACAUUAGGUAAAAUGUGUCUGCAGCAUGAAGAACUAGUCCAGAAGUAUCUGCCGGUGUUUGCCAGGGAGCUGGAAGUUGGCACGGAGGUUGCAGUGCGCAACAACGUUGUGGUGAUAAUGUGUGAUCUGUGUGUUCGAUACACCAACAUCGUGGAUCACUACAUCCCCAACAUCUCUGCCUGUCUGCGGGACAGUGAAGCUGUCAUCAGGGAGCAGACUCUCAUAAUGCUGACCAACCUGCUUCAGGAGGAAUUUGUGAAGUGGAAAGGCUCGCUUUUCUUUCGCUUCAUGGUAGCGCUGGUUGACCCAGUCCCUGCCAUCGCCAGUCUGUGUGAAUACUGCCUACUCCACCUGCUGCUGAAGAAGACCCCAGAAAUGUUCAGCCAGCACUUCAUUGAGUGCAUCUUCUACUUCAACUCUUACAACAAACACAGUUCUUAUAACAAGUUCCCUCAAACUGAGAGAGAAAAGGUUCAGUUCUCUCUGAAAGGAGCUCAGCACCGCAAGAAGCGCUUUCAGAUCUACCACUUCCUGUUGGAGCACUUCACAGAUGCCCAGCGUUUCAACAUCACCAAUAAGAUCAGCCAGACCAUCUUAGCAUGCUUUGCAGAUGAGGAGCUGCCUCUGGAUGCAGAUGGUGCUGAAAUUUUGUCAGAGACCUUCAACAUCCUGAGUCUGAAGGAGAUGAAGCUGCAGGCCAUGUCAACUCCAACUGUAGGUUCGACAGGGGAGGAACCAGAGGAGGAGAACAUGGCAAAGGCCGUCCUGCAGGUUGCACAGAAGAAGGUGGUGUCACAGGUCCAGAAGAAGGCCUUCAUAGAGAACACAGUUCCUCUAAUCAUCAGCCUGAAGAACCUACUGGAGCAAAAGCGUUCCCCCGUUCUCAGAGACCUCAUGUCUUACCUCCAGGUGACGAUGCAAGACUACCGUAACGAGGUGAAGGAGUUUUUCUCUGGAGACGAGCAGCUGGCAGCUGAAGUGGAGUUUGCUCUGAAGACGUCAGAGAAGGACAGAGAAAUGCAGAAAUGUAUGGACAGCUGCAGCCUGACAGAAAAGGCCAAGAUGCCCUCUGCACAGGCUUCAGUUCCGGGUUCUCCUACCAGAUCCAGGGCCCUCCUUCAUUUUGGCUUUGCCACACCGCAGCCGCUUCGUUCAAACCCAGAUUCUGCCAGACUGGCACACACUGUCAGCCAUGCACGCAGAUCAAGACGAGAGGAUCAUGUCCAGUCUAAAUCAAUCAUGCUGGAAGGAACAGUGGUGCCUAGAGGAGCUGUAAACGACAGAGCCAUUAGCACACCCAAAGGCGUCAACGUCAACUUAACCUUUGAUGAAGGAGUCAGUGCCAUCUUCAGUGACCACGGAACAAGUCUUGGUAGGGAGGACAGUGUUCUUCAUGUGCAAGCUCCUGAACUGAGGCAGUGGAAUGUGCAGUCUCCUUUGCGCCAGAAGAAAAGAUCAUCCAAAGUUUAGCUGGCAUGCUGCUUGUUUCUGUUUUUUGUCUUGGCUCUAACUCCCCCUCUUACACCCUUAUUUCCACUACAUGCUGUUGACUGUUGUCUCUGUUCUUUAUCUUUUAUAAGUUUGUGUCACUGUUUGUCUUUCAUCUUUUUGCUAAUAAAGCUCUUGUACAAAUCUAAACAAACAAGU